Molecule: messenger RNA, 3000 nt
Organism: Loxodonta africana (African savanna elephant)
Lineage: Eukaryota; Metazoa; Chordata; Mammalia; Proboscidea; Elephantidae
Gene: NAP1L1
Product: nucleosome assembly protein 1 like 1
Exons: 15
Coding region: 130-1302 (390 amino acids)
Biological process (GO): nucleosome assembly
Cellular component (GO): chromatin; nucleus
Molecular function (GO): histone binding; chromatin binding
Source: RefSeq, a predicted model, not a curated record
UUUAGCGCCAUCUGCUCGCGGCGCCGCCUCCUGCUCCUCCCGCUGCCGCUGCCGCCCUGAGUCACUGCCUGCGCAACUCCGGCCGCCUGGCUCCCCGUUCUAGCCGCCGAUAUUUGGAGUUCUUACAACAUGGCAGACAUUGACAACAAAGAACAGUCUGAACUUGAUCAAGAUUUGGAUGAUGUUGAAGAAGUAGAAGAAGAAGAAACUGGUGAAGAAACAAAAAUCAAAGCGCGUCAGCUGACUGUUCAGAUGAUGCAAAAUCCUCAGAUUCUUGCAGCCCUUCAAGAAAGACUUGAUGGUCUGGUAGAAACACCAACAGGAUACAUUGAAAGCUUGCCUAGGGUAGUUAAAAGACGAGUGAAUGCUCUUAAAAACCUUCAAGUUAAAUGUGCACAGAUAGAAGCCAAAUUCUAUGAGGAAGUCCAUGAUCUUGAAAGAAAAUACGCUGUUCUUUAUCAGCCUCUAUUUGAUAAGCGAUUCGAGAUCAUCAAUGCAAUUUAUGAACCUACAGAAGAAGAAUGUGAAUGGAAACCAGAUGAAGAGGACGAAAUCUCGGAGGAGCUGAAAGAAAAGGCCAAGGUUGAAGAUGAGAAAAAGGAUGAAGAAAAAGAAGACCCCAAAGGAAUUCCUGAAUUUUGGUUGACUGUUUUUAAGAAUGUCGACUUGCUCAGUGAUAUGGUUCAGGAACAUGAUGAACCUAUUCUGAAGCACUUGAAAGAUAUUAAAGUGAAGUUCUCAGAUGCUGGCCAGCCUAUGAGUUUUGUCUUAGAGUUUCACUUUGAACCCAAUGAGUAUUUCACAAAUGAAGUGUUGACAAAGACGUAUAGGAUGAGGUCUGAACCAGAUGAUUCUGAUCCGUUUUCUUUUGAUGGACCAGAAAUUAUGGGUUGUACAGGGUGCCAGAUAGAUUGGAAAAAAGGAAAGAAUGUCACAUUGAAAACCAUUAAGAAGAAGCAAAAACACAAGGGACGUGGAACAGUUCGUACUGUGACUAAAACCGUUUCCAAUGACUCUUUCUUUAAUUUUUUUGCCCCUCCCGAAGUUCCUGAGAGUGGAGAUUUGGAUGAUGAUGCUGAAGCUAUCCUUGCUGCAGACUUUGAAAUUGGUCACUUUUUACGUGAGCGUAUAAUCCCAAGAUCAGUGUUAUACUUUACUGGAGAAGCUAUUGAAGAUGAUGAUGAUGAUUAUGAUGAAGAAGGUGAAGAAGCAGAUGAGGAAGGGGAAGAAGAAGAUGAGGAAAAUGACCCAGACUAUGACGUGAAGAAGGAUCAAAACCCAGCAGAGUGCAAGCAACAGUGAAGCAGGAUGUAUGUGACCUUGAGGAUAACCUGCAGUGUAAUAGCCUAAACACAACUAUUAUUUACUUACAGCCUUAUGUUUUUGUAUUUUCUUGGUAGACUCUGUAAUUUUUUUUAAAGGAAAGGAACUGAUUUUAAAGACCAAUUUGUUCUACUUAGCAUUUUAACUGUAGUUUUCCUGCCAGAUAUGUUGAAUGCACAGAUUCUCUCAAGCAUGUUCAUUUAAUUGCUGUAUAGUUUGGUUCUUGUGGAGCGUUUUUGUCAUGUAGCUAUUAGAUUACAGCUUAUGUACAUUAACAGAACUGGUAAAUAAAACAAAUUUCUUGUUCUGCAAAUUAUUUUCCUAAAGAACCAAAGUAUUUUUUCAGCCUGUAGUUGAAUGGGUUUAAGUCUGCUUGUAUUAGCUGUGCCUUUCAUUACUUCGUUAUGGAAAUGCAGUGACUUACACUAAAAGAGAAUUCAUUGUUGCUUUUUUUUUUUUUUAACUUAGUGAGAUAAGUAUAUGGUUAAGAAUUUCCAGUAAGACCACAUCUGAUUACUAUCAGAUUGAUUAUAGAUUUUUGUAUUUUAGUGACAUAAUAGUAUGGGUAUUCCAUUGCCCACACGGAAGUGAAUAAAACCUAGUAUUUUCAGAAGUUAGCUUUAUACUAUUUUACUGUACUUUUAAACUUAACCUCCAUUAACUAAGCAUCUUUUCUUUGUGGUAGGGUCUACCUUCUGCUUCUCUGGAAAGGAUGAAUUUACAUCAUUUGACAAGCCUAUUUCAAGUUUUUUUGUUGUUUGUUUGCUUGUUUUUGUUUUUGCAACUUAAAAUAAAAAUGUCAAAUACAAUUUUAGGUCUCAGAAGGUAAUGUCUUAAUUUUGUAUUAAUUCAGGUAGAGACAGAGGCCUAGCUUAAAAUGGUUGUACCCAGUUUUUCAUAUUAUUGAAGAAAAGAGUGCCAGUUUUGGAAGAUGGUACUAUAUCUACUAAUAAGGUGUUAAAACAAGAAAGACAAAACCUUAAAUGAUGUGUAUUUUAAAAGGAGGAUUAUAAAGUUAAAUUUCAUUACUCUGGGUAGAGAGAAGGCCCAAGUCUCUACAGCUUAUUCUAAUUCUUAUUGCUUAAGUAUGAGUAUGUCAUUUACUCAUGCUUCUGUUUACUGUGUAUUAAAAAUGAUAGUGCUGUUUCCUUAACUACCUCACAGUUGUGUGGAGGCAUAUUAAGUUAAAUUUUGUGACAUGUUUCCUCAGUCUCAUUAAAAGCUCAAAAAUUUUGGACCUAUUUAGUGUACCACAAGUAUGAUAGCAUCUUAUUUAUUCCAGAGAUUGAUAAUUCUUAAACUGGAGAACAAAGGCCAAGUACCUGUAUUACGGACGUGGACAGGCAGCACGUGCAGAUCAUAGUGUGGCUCCUGUGAGGUGGAUUGAUGAGCAGCUGUUCCACAGGGUCCGAGAGCUUUGUUUUGUUUUUGAGGUAUUUUAGAUGACCAUAUUGUAGUAAAUACAGAGAUCAGGGGACUAAAGUGGAAAUAAAAAACAAAAACCGUUUUGCCAUUAAAUUUCAGAGAUGAGCCACACUUAAAAUACCUCAGGCUAAUUACUGUUAAUUUUUUGUGGUGAAUUAAAGCUUUGACUGUGAGGGUGAACUAAUCAGAUUGUAACUCAGAGGAAGGCUAAGAGUUUCUGUUCUUAAUAAAAUUACAUUGGGUUAAUUAUUA